Messenger RNA from Dromaius novaehollandiae (emu), 1813 nucleotides. It is a transcript of the gene CALY, whose product is annotated as calcyon neuron specific vesicular protein. The record is from RefSeq and is a predicted model, not a curated record. Bases 241 to 855 code for a protein of 204 amino acids. The transcript is spliced from 6 exons. Gene Ontology annotation, biological process: endosomal transport; G protein-coupled dopamine receptor signaling pathway; clathrin coat assembly. NCBI's taxonomy places the organism in Eukaryota, Metazoa, Chordata, Aves, Casuariiformes, Dromaiidae. Gene Ontology annotation, cellular component: membrane; endosome. Gene Ontology annotation, molecular function: clathrin light chain binding.
GCGCGUCACCGCAACCGCCGCGGCGCGCGCAGCCCCCUGGGAGCGCGGCGCGCGUGCGGCGUUGCCGGGCAACGAGGGCCGCGGCGCGGGGCGGGGCGGGCGCAGCCCUGCAGGCAGCGCGGCGGCGGCACCGGAUCUGGGCCAUGGUGAAGCUGGGGGCCAGUGUCUCCGAGAAGACUGAAAAGGAACAGCAUGGAGGUGGUGACGACUUCGAUAAUGUUCCCUUGAUAACCCCUCUGGAUGCCAGCCAGCUGCAGCAGCCCUUCCCAGACAAGGUUGGUGCAUGUGUGUGCAGGACGUGGCAUUAGUGAGAGAGAUUUUACCAGUUCCCCAGGGCAAAGCUGGUCUCUGUUGAAGCAAUCUGACCUCUCUGCACCACUGAGGCCAGAAUCACCCUGUAGCGCUCUCUGCUCCCAGAUGAUUGUCAAGACCCGGACGGAAUAUAAGCUCCAGCAGCAGCAGCAGAGGAAGUUAUACAUCCCAGGGAUUAAAAAGCUGAAUGUAAACCUCUACGAUGAAGUAUCAGAAAAAGUCAAGCUGACGGGGCUCAUUCUCGUCACGAUGGCCUUCCUCGCCUGCCUCCUCAUGCUCGUCAUGUACAAGGCCUUGUGGUAUGAUCAGCUGAGCUGCCCUGAGGGCUUUGUGUUCAAGCACAAGCACUGCAGCCCGGCAGUCCUGGAGAUGUACUACACGGAGCAGGAGACAGGACCUCAGGGAAGUCUCUACAUGGCCAUCAACCACUUUAGCCAAGGCAAGAAGAGCCUCCCGGAUCUGCCAUCCCCAUGGAUGCCGGUGGUCGGUGCCCUGAAGGAGGCCGAGAACGUCAAAGAUGUGGCAGGAGGCCAUCAGGAGUAGGGCAGGAGUCCAGCGCACAUGCCAGCUGUUGCUCCACAGGACGUAGCUCUGUCAACGCCAGUCCUGUUUCCAAAACCAAGCAAGCAAAAGACAGUCCUGAGUGGGCUGGGGCUGGAACAAAGGGUUUAUUUUGUCCUGAGGGAUCUCUUUGUUCCCCACCCUUCUCCCAUCAGUUGGAACAAUGUUGUCCCAAUGGUUAUUGCCUACAUUUUCCCUGUCUGUGUCUGUAGCUGCCAGAAGGCAGGAUCACACCAUAGAAACCCUCUGCUGUUCAUGGUUUUCAGCUUCUCCAUGGACCAGUUGAAUGGACUGAAUUGUGUCCCUCCCUUGCCAAGUGCCAAGGCUGCCUGUGUCUGACAGCAAAUUUCAGCUGUCAGCACCAGGAGGGCUGUUAAUUCAUCCAAAGUGUUGCUUCAAUUUUGGUUUUUCUCUUUUGGGUAUUGCAGCUGCUGGUUGUCCAAGACAUGGAGAGGGAAGAUGCAAGCUCUGGGAAGGCCAGGAGAACAGCAGCCCUUUGCAGCUAAGCUUGUUGAUGCUGCUGUCUAGUGACAGCAGAUGUUAACAUGCCCUGCGUUUUACUUCGAGAGCUUUAGAAAUCUCAUUUAGACUUUGCUGAUUUUGUUUGAAAAAGCCAUUGUGAAUUGCAAGGCUAAAAUGGACUCCAUUUACUUCCAGUGCUUCUGGGUAGGGUCUUGUCUUUUUUUAUUUGAAACCUUAAAGUGUGUGUGCUGUGGCUGGCAUGCAGUCAUGCUCCCUACUCCUGGCUAGACCUUGUGUUUGUCCCUCUGCAUUUCAGCCGCUGCAGUGAUGCGAUGGUGCUUUUCCCCAACUGUGUAUUUCUCUAGAAAUUGUGAUCCUUGCCUCAAGGUGAGCUCUGGCAGGUUUUUUGAAGAGCCAGAAUGAAUGUGAUGAUGGGCAGCUUUUCUGUAAGCAACAAUAAAUGUGUGCUCUUGUCCCA